Umbelopsis ramanniana AG is the source of this 1266-nucleotide messenger RNA. RefSeq lists its product as uncharacterized. NCBI's taxonomy places the organism in Eukaryota, Fungi, Mucoromycota, Umbelopsidomycetes, Umbelopsidales, Umbelopsidaceae. Gene Ontology annotation, biological process: cytoplasmic translational initiation. The coding region runs from base 45 to 1031 and encodes 328 amino acids. The transcript is spliced from 4 exons. Gene Ontology annotation, cellular component: eukaryotic translation initiation factor 3 complex, eIF3m; cytoplasm. The record is from RefSeq and is a predicted model, not a curated record. Gene Ontology annotation, molecular function: protein binding; RNA binding; translation initiation factor activity.
GUCGACCGCAGUGCGUGGUGAAUUUCGUAUCUUAACUUAGCAUCAUGAGACCCAUAUUAUUGCAAGGUCACACUCGUUCUUUGACACAGAUCAAGUACAAUCGUGAAGGUGAUCUUCUCUUCUCUGUCUCCAAGGACAAGAUUGUCAACGUUUGGUACUCUCAUAAUGGCGAACGUCUUGGAAGUUAUUCCGGCCAUCAAGGUGCUGUCUGGACUGUAGAUGUCAACUCAACCAGCACUAUGGCUAUCACUGGAUCCGCAGAUAACACAGCAAUGUUGUGGAAUGUUCAGACCGGAAAGUGCCUCAAGACCUGGGAGUUCAAGACCGCUGUUAAGCGAGUUGAAUUCAACGAAGAUGAUGAUAUGGCUUUGUGCGUCACUGAGGAACGUAUGGGUUACCCAGGCACUGUCACAGUUAUCAGCAUUAACCCUGAUCUCGAAGCUGCACAAUCCGAUGAGCCCGUUGCCACUAUCGUCAACGAUGGCGGCCCCAAGGCUGUCGUCGCCGGCUGGACAUACCUCAACAAAUUCAUCAUUUGCGGACAUGUUGAUGGAAGCAUUACUCAAUGGGAUUGGAAGGCAAACGAAAAGCUCAACACCAUUAAGCCACACUCUGAAUCAUUGACUGAUAUUCAGUUCAGCACUGACCGCUCAUACUUCAUCACCUCAUCCAAGGACAAAUCUGCAAAGAUAUUUGAUACCAUCACUUUGGACGAACUCAAGAAGUAUGAGACUGAUACACCCCUCAACUCUGCAUCCAUCACCCCCAAGUUCCAAGAGUUUGUUAUUGUCGGUGGUGGUCAAGAUGCCAUGAACGUCACAACCACUUCUGCACGAGCAGGAAAGUUCGAGUGCAGAUUCUGGCACAAGAUCCUCGAAGAGGAAUGUGGUAGAGUCAGAGGUCACUUUGGUCCUAUUAAUACCAUCGCUGUGCAUCCAGAUGGCAAGGGCUUCUCAAGUGGUGGUGAAGAUGGUUAUGUUCGCGUUCACACUUUCGAUUCUGAUUACUUCAAGUUCAAGAGCGAUCAUUAGACCUUGGAAUACUAUUUCUUCGUUAAUGUUAGAAUUCUUCAUCUCCCACUGGCCCCACGUCUACCAGAAAAGAAAAUCAUCACCCUUAAAAAAAAAAAAACCAAAGUAACUCCAAAUUUACAGUGUACAUUUCCGUUUUUCUUUUACAAAACCCUAUUUUUUUUUCCCCUUUCUCAUGUUCAAAUACAACUGGAAAACCGAGAAUUGACAAAGUGUGUGUGUUAUAAGCUGGGCC